Messenger RNA from Exophiala spinifera, 1098 nucleotides. RefSeq lists its product as uncharacterized. The transcript is spliced from 2 exons. Gene Ontology annotation, cellular component: endoplasmic reticulum. Gene Ontology annotation, biological process: response to endoplasmic reticulum stress; protein folding. Gene Ontology annotation, molecular function: protein disulfide isomerase activity. Lineage: Eukaryota; Fungi; Ascomycota; Eurotiomycetes; Chaetothyriales; Herpotrichiellaceae. The coding region runs from base 1 to 1098 and encodes 365 amino acids. The record is from RefSeq and is a predicted model, not a curated record.
AUGAGCUGGCACUUGCAGCAUUUGUCGCGGUAUAUCUUCCUUCUGUGCUCCCUCCGUGUGACCUGUUCCGAGCUGCCUUCGACUGUCUUUCCCUCCCUGUCUCGGUAUUUCGUACUGACGACUCAACUGCAACAGCCGUGGACACCGCCUUGUCUGUCUCUCGCUGAAGAAUGGGCGACGGCAGAAUCGGAACUCACACAACCUCUUGUGAGCGUUGACUGCACCGCCGAGCCUGACCUCUGCGCCGAACACGACGUGCGCUCUUACCCUGCCAUACGCCUGUUCCACGGCCGCCUCGCAGGAGACACGAACAAGACGAGUUCGAUCCGGUACAGGGGUCCUCGCAAGGCGCCUUCGAUUGUCCCCUUUGUCAAACGCGCGGCUCUCCCGCCAAUCUCGACUGUGACCGCCCACAAUCUGACAGACUUGACUUCGAUCGACAGUGUGACAUUUGUGGCUUACUUGGACGACGAUGACGGCAACGUGAUGAGGACACGGUACGCCAGGGUUGCGCGGGCGUUUCAUGAUCGGUUCGUCUUUGGCGUGGCGCAGGACGACCAACUCGCCGAGCAAGAAGGUAUAGACACGUCUUCCAUCGUCGCCUACAAGAGCGACGUCGGUGAUCGAGAUGUUUUCGUGCUUGAUGCGACGACCAAGCGAGCAGAUAUCGAGAAAUUCGUGCUCGAGGCCAGUACUCCGUUGAUCGGAGAGUUGACGAGACGAAAUGAGAGGACAUACAUGAUCGGCUACAAACUCCUCGCGUACAUGUUCGUGUCAAACGAUCGAGAUCGCGCAUCGCUCCGUCGAAGUCUUCAUCCCGUCGCGAAGCAGUUCAAGGACUACGUCAACUUUGUGACUGUUGACAGUCACGAGUACGGCCACAUGGCGCCAGGACUGGGUCUGAAUUUGUCAGGAGAUGGAGGCGAGUCCCCUGCUUUCACAGUGUACAGUGCGUGGAAGGACCAGGUGUUUCCGUAUCCUGAGACGCAGCAUGUCACGGCACAGCAGAUAGAGGCUUUCAUGCUGCAGAUCUUGCAUGGGGAUCGAGCGCCUUGGGAUCCGAGGAAUGCGAGAUCGAAUGGUCAUGAUGAGCUAUAG